Cylindrotheca closterium is the source of this 1365-nucleotide messenger RNA. The record is from the annotation of a GenBank genome assembly. NCBI's taxonomy places the organism in Eukaryota, Bacillariophyta, Bacillariophyceae, Bacillariales, Bacillariaceae.
AUGGCAUCGGUAGAGUUUUGUGACGAGGAAGACAACAGUCUGAUACCGUUACAUUCCCACCCCCACCUGCAAGACAAUGUUGUUCGAAUGACGAUAUGGGCCGAGUUUGGGGGCGACUAUGACUGUGAUUUCAUUUCAACCAUGCUGAAUAAUUUUCCAAAGAAACUUCGCAAGGUCACCAUUUACGACAUUUACCGAUUCUCGCCAGACUAUGUGGCUCUAUUUGCACUGAUUCUCAACAAGACAGAGCGGUUGGAGCUCUCAGAUUCGCUGAGGCGUAACCUGGAAGUUUGUCAAGCCUUUCAACACCACAGCAUUAAAGAACUCGAUUUGUAUCAGCUUGGUGCCAUUUCAACGAGCCAAGCACGAUACAUCUUUGAUGGAAUAGCAUAUUCGUCAUCUCUCCAGAAACUGCAUCUGGACAUUAUUUUUGAAGAACACGAAGUGGCCAUCCCAUUGCUGGUAGAUGCUCUGCGACAAAACCGAAGCCUGAAAAGUCUAAGCCUUAAUUUGCCAACCGUGGAAGGGGAUAGGUUUUUUUCCAAUGCCAUUCGAGCGGCAGUGGUCGAUAUGAAACUCAAGUGCUUAUCUAUAGGAGAUCCGCGGUGUAUUGUACAACUGCCAAUGGAUGAUUUGAUGGAAGCUACAUGUCGACCAGAUUGCUCGUUGGAACGCUUUAGCAUGCGAGGAAUCGAGCCAUCUCCGGUGAUGGAGGAGUCGGCCAUGGACAUCGACACCGACGAUGGCGAUAUUUUUAUGCACCGAAAUACAUCAGUGAAAGAACUAAUCAUUUGGGGAAUCACGUUGGAUUGUUCCCGUAUCAUGGAUACUGUUGGUUUGUUCCAGUCACUAGUCUCACUCCAACUUGUGGACACCAACAUUUCGAAUCUUUCUCCGUUGGACCGUUUGUUGAUUGGCGACAAUUUGACACUCCAACAUCUAUCACUUGGUGGCCAUCAUAUGACCAACCAAGACUUGUUGCAAUUUGUUCUCAAACUACCAGAGAUGAAAUGCCUCCGACACUUGAAAAUUGCGAUUGAUGCAAAGGUCCAAACCGAUUCAUGGAAAGACGCCCUUGCGGAUGCACUCUUGCGCAACAAGAGCCUGGAGCAAGUGAACGUAGGAAGAUUUACCGAGUUACAAUGUGAAAACAAAUACAAUGUGCAGUUGCAUGUCAACCGCGCAUGGAAGCCGAGUUCCAAACAAAUGCCAAAGAAUCUCUGGCCUCAAGUGCUCCAACGGGCAACGAGAUUGCUGUACUAUAGGGACAAUGAUGACUGGGAGAAGCCAAGCUUGGAAGUUCCAAGGAGGGAUGCUACGUUUUGGUUGUUGAAGGAAAUGGUUGUGCCUCAAUCGUAUUGCUGA